This is a messenger RNA of Neomonachus schauinslandi (Hawaiian monk seal), 373 nucleotides long. Its product is annotated as caspase recruitment domain-containing protein 10-like. Gene Ontology annotation, biological process: regulation of apoptotic process. Lineage: Eukaryota; Metazoa; Chordata; Mammalia; Carnivora; Phocidae. The transcript has 2 exons. The annotation marks the transcript as partial. The record is from RefSeq and is a predicted model, not a curated record.
AUGCCGGGCGGGGCCGAGGCUGGGGAGGCCGAGGAGGAGGCUGGGGCCGGCUCCGGGUCCGAGGCGGAGGAGGACGCUCUGUGGGAGCGGAUCGAGGGCGUCCGGCACCGGCUGACUCGCGCCCUCAACCCGGCCAAGCUGACGCCCUAUCUGCGCCAGUGCCGGGUCAUCGACGAGCAGGACGAGGAGGAGGUGCUGAGCACCUACCGCUUCCCGUGCCGUGUCAACCGCACCGGGCGCCUGAUGGACAUCUUGCGCUGCCGUGGCAAGAGGGGUUAUGAGGCCUUCCUGGAAUCGCUGGAGUUCUACUACCCCGAACACUACACGCUGCUCACGGGCCAGGAGCCCGCCCAGCGCUGCUCCAUGAUCCUCG